Onychostoma macrolepis is the source of this 3414-nucleotide messenger RNA. It is a transcript of the gene map4k6, whose product is annotated as mitogen-activated protein kinase kinase kinase kinase 6. Gene Ontology annotation, molecular function: ATP binding; MAP kinase kinase kinase kinase activity. Bases 254 to 2950 code for a protein of 898 amino acids. The record is from RefSeq and is a predicted model, not a curated record. Gene Ontology annotation, biological process: protein phosphorylation. NCBI's taxonomy places the organism in Eukaryota, Metazoa, Chordata, Actinopteri, Cypriniformes, Cyprinidae. The transcript has 32 exons.
AAGCAGCUGAACUUAAACAGAACGCGUCUCGAGACCCUGGCGUUUAGCGCCAUCCUGUUGCUCUCUUGCGAACGCGUCUUGCGUGAACGCCCCUAGCUGUCAGAGAGAUGCGUUUGUGUCAUCGCUGCCAUGUUCACUCUAGUGCACUUGUUGUUACGCGGAUGUUGAGGAAGUGGUGGUUAGUGGCACUUGGAUGAGUAUCAUCCGCUCUUGAUUUAAUACCGUGAGAAAACGAGUCAAAUGCCGCGCUGCUAUGGACGCGAUCGGAGUAUCGCACACGGAUCCGCUCGAUGACUACGAGCUGAUACACCGCAUAGGCAGCGGGACAUAUGGAGAUGUGUUCAAGGCCCGUAGCAUUAAGACCUCAGUCAUUGCAGCAAUUAAAGUGGUCAAACUGGACCCUGGUGAUGACAUCUCAAGCAUUCAACAUGAAAUAACCAUGAUGAAGGAUUGCACUCAUAAAAACAUUGUGGCCUAUUUCGGCAGCUACCUCAGAAAUAACAAGUUAUGGAUCUGCAUGGAAUUCUGUGGAGGAGGAUCAUUGCAGGAUAUUUAUCAAGUCACUGGUCCUCUGAAAGAGAGGCAGAUAGCUUAUGUGAGCAGAGAGACACUUCAGGGACUACAUCAUCUCCAUGAAGCGGGAAAAAUGCAUAGAGACAUAAAAGGUGCCAACAUCCUUUUGACAGAGCGAGGAGAUGUCAAACUAGCGGAUUUUGGAGUGGCAGCUGAGAUCAACGCAUCUGUUGCUAAGAGAAAGUCCUUUAUCGGGACGCCAUACUGGAUGGCCCCAGAGGUUGCGGCAGUGGAAAGGAAAGGGGGUUAUAACCAGCUGUGUGACAUCUGGGCAGUGGGUAUCACAGCCAUUGAACUAGCAGAGCUGCAGCCGCCUAUGUUUGACCUACACCCCAUGAGAGCUUUGAUGCUGAUGUCCAAGAGCAGUUUUCAGCCUCCCAAACUCAAAGAAAAGAACAAAUGGUCCACAGAAUUCCACAACUUCACCAAAAUGGCGCUCACGAAGAACCCUCGGAAAAGGCCAACAGCAGAAAAACUCCUACAGCAUGCUUUUGUCACGCAGCUCCUCACGCGUAACCUUGUUAUAGAGCUGCUGGACGCGGUCAAUAACCCUGAUCUGCAACAGACACACACUAUGGAUGAGAGUGACCUGGAGACGUGCAGUGUCCUACCUGAUAAGAUUCAUUCCCUAGCGAAACUUCCCAUUCAGAGAACUCAGUCUGAAGAGCAAUUUGAUCAUGUGAGGUUUGGACCACCCAUGAGAAAGGAGACAGAUCCCUGUCCUGAUCUGGGGGCGUAUGAUGACUGGAGCGCUAUCAGUGAAAACAAGGACUCACCGAGUUUGUUGGAGUGUGUGGAAGAGGCCUUGAUGGAAAGGAGUUUGACUAUAAAGAGAGGCUCUUCAGCUGAGCACUCACCGGAUGAAGAGGAUAAAUAUGGGACGGUGAAGAGAGUGGUCUCUUCUCCCCAGUCAACAACAGUCGCCAAUCAAGAGAGAAAAGCUCCCACUCCCUGUUCCCUCUCCUCGCCUCUUAUUGGCUGCACACCUUUGAAGGGCCCCGCCUCUGACACUAACCCCGCCCUACUCAAUGAAUCCGCUUUGCCGAUUGGUUCAACACUGUCUGACCUGUCACUCCUCACAAACUCCUCCCUCUUCACAGACUCCUCCUUCCUCAGUCAUUCCACCAGUCUAGGUUCCCUUUGCUCAACACCAACUGAAGGUUUGAUAGCAGAGAGCUCUGUUGCUCCAGACCCAGGAGGAACCAGGAGUAAUUUCCCGCCACAUGACCCCCCUCUCUCCCCAGAAUGGAGUACUCUCAGGAGAAAACCAGACGACUCAAAAGUUGUCCAUGGACUGCCUCCUACACCACAAGUACAUAUGGGGGCCUGCUUCUCUAAAGUUUUCAACGGCUGUCCAUUAAAGACUCAAUGUGCCUCUACAUGGGUUCUUCCAAAGACCAGAGAUCAAUACCUUAUGCUGGGUGCUGAGGAGGGCAUCUACACUCUCAACCUCAAUGAGCUCCAUGAGGACACCAUGGAAAAGUUGCUUCCUCAGAGAUGCAGUUGGUUGUACGUGAUGAACAAUGUCCUUAUGUCCGUCUCAGGAAAGUCAUCACAGUUGACUUCUCAUAGUCUGCCAGCACUUUUUGAGAACCGCAAGAAUAUGCAGCGUAGACAGGGGCAUCUUGCGAUUAAUGCACACCGCUUGAGCACAAAGAUAAAUGCAAGGAAGUACGCCAUAUCAGUAAAGAUCCCAGACACCAAGGGCUGUAGAAGAUGCGGUGUGGUUCGAAACCCCUACACUGACAGCGUUUUCCUUUGUGCUGCUGUUCCCACUGGUUUGGUUCUUCUAAUGUGGUAUGAACCUCUGCAGAAGUUCAUGCAGCUCAAGCACAUUGCUCUGAACCUGCCAGAGUCUCUGCCCAUAUUUGAGCUGCUCGUAAAUGAAAUAGAAGAGCUGCCACAGGUCUGUGUGGGGGUGAGAAGCCGUCCCUGCCAAAAAGACAACACUGGACAGAUGCACUUUGACAUCAUCCACCUGGAUGACACGCCACAAAGUCUGCCAGAUGGUGAGUCUCUGGAGGUCAAGCAAGUGAUUCAGCUCGACAGGGACACAGUUCUCAUUGCACUGAAAAACACAGUGAAGGUUGUGAAUCUGCAGGGAUGUGUGAGCCAUCAGAAGACUUCUGAACUUGCAUUUGAGUUUCCCAUUCAGACGCUGGUGUGUCUACAGGACAGCGUUCUUGCCUUCUGGAAACAUGGUCUGAAAGGAAGGAGUUUACAAACUAAUGAGGUAACCCAGGAGAUCACAGACAGAAGUAGAGUUUUUCAGGUUUUGGGAACAACUAGGGAUAUUAUCUUGCAAAGCACUCCUACGGAUGAUCCGUCUGCUAUGAGCAACCUGUACAUCCUCACGGGGCAUGAAAGCAGCUACUGAUGGGAUUGAGACGCUGAGAAUGUUCAGUGAUAGCUGGAAACACUACAAAGGUUGAUAGUCCUCCCUUCCCUACUGAAAGGGUGGAGUCAUCAGGCCCAAAAAGCUCCAGGAACAGAGGAAGACAUGAUGGAGUCACAUACACACAGUUCUCCUUUGAGGACAGGAGGAACGAGGAUCUGGACAGGAGGAAAGUGACCUGUGGACUUGCAUUUGACCUAUACUAGGAUUGAAAUAACUUUGAAAAGGCUGUUAUGGGUCAGUGACUAAACAAUAGAGAUGUUCUAUUUAAUACUAGACAGUCUGUUGUAUUUCCUGUUUCGGAGAAUAUCAUAUAUCAACAUGUUUUGGUGCAGUGGUUCAAAAAUGAUCUUCCAUUGGCCAGUAAAUUAGUUGAUAGAAUUUCAGUUUUGUAAACCAUUGUACUGUAAAACCCCAAACUGUGAAAUAAAUAAAUGUAAACGACA